Messenger RNA from Lingula anatina, 2660 nucleotides. RefSeq names its product solute carrier family 22 member 18. The record is from RefSeq and is a predicted model, not a curated record. Gene Ontology annotation, cellular component: nuclear envelope. Lineage: Eukaryota; Metazoa; Brachiopoda; Lingulata; Lingulida; Lingulidae. Gene Ontology annotation, molecular function: transmembrane transporter activity. Gene Ontology annotation, biological process: transmembrane transport.
AUCUUUAGGGAAUCCCUCUGCGUGGCAAAUGUGAAAUUUAUGUAAAACGACACAAAAUGUCCAGAUAUCUUUCAGAUCAGACGGGCGGAGGAUGAGGCGUUUGCGUCAAGAAACUGGACAUUAAGUGGACAACACUGGGCACAGAGACUGAUUUAUCUGACCCCUCCUCCCAGCCCCAUCCCUGUCUGCCCCACCCCUGAGCUGAAAUGAAGGUGGAGGUGGUGAGAACCCCCAGGAAAUGGAGCUGUCUCGUCAUCAAUGUCCACAUCAACAUGUUCCUGUAUGCUACUUGCUGGGCCAUACAGACUAAUACACUGCCGUAUCUCAGCAAGAACCUAGGAGCCGACCCUCUCAUAUUUGGCUACCUCCAGAGCACCUGUGGAGUAGCCCAGUUGUUUGGUGGAAUUCUCUUUGGUAGAUUUGGCGAUGUGUUUGGGAGUAGAGUGGCCUUGACCUUGGCCUUUCUGGCAGCAGCCAUGUAUUACUUCAUGCUGGGAGCUGCGUACUCACUGCCGAUGUUGUUCGCCUCCAGUUUGCCAAGUCUUCUAAUGCAUUGUAUGACAGGUGGUCAGAUGGUGAUAACAGACCUCACUGACAGUGAGCGGAGAGCCGACGCCCUGGGAAAACUGUGGCUGUCGUACGGAAUGGGGUCCGUUAUUGGGCCAUUCAUUGGUGGUUUUGUAAACAAGCACUACAGUGAACAAACAGCUGCGUUUGUGGCGUGUGCAGGGUCAAUGUUAAGCGUGGUCCUGGUGUGGUGUUUUGUUCCCCACAACACCAAAAAACUGGCACCAACUGCAGCUGAACUGGAUGAUGUGGAGCCAAGUGAUCAAGACAAAGAGGCCGUAAAAGAACCUCCUGAGAACAAAGGCAGCAGUGUUUGUGAUAUAAAAAAGCUUUUCCGCUUAUUAACCAUUCCUGAUGUGGGGUUCUUUCUUGCAGUAAAAGCUUUAUCAGGAAUGCCGUAUGCUGUAUUCCAGUCCAUGUUCCCAGUGGUGGCAAUGACAGUGUUUAAUUUACCUGCAGAUAAAAAUGGAUAUAUUUUAUCUUAUCAGGCAGUUUUAACGAUGCUCUCUCAAGGGUUUGGGGUUGGGUUUCUGACAUCAAGAUUCAGUGACGGUGCCCUCCUCAAGUUCUGCUUUGUGAUAUUUACCUUGUCAUAUUUAUUGAUGGCUCUGGUUAAGGACGUGAUCCUAGUGUGCAUUGUGAGUACUCCACUGACCAUAGGUGUGGCAGUUCUCGUGGUGACCACUACCAGUGAGAUGACCAAAGUGAUACCAGAAGCAGAUACAGGCUCCAUUCUUGGUCUGUCAAUGGCUGUGGAUUCUCUAGGUGGUAUCAUCUCCCCGACACUGGGCGGGUUCUUACUGAAGACCGUGGGGUUCUACGCCUUUGGAUACCAAGGCUGCAUCUGUAGCCUCUUGGUUGCCAUUGCACUCUUUUGGAAGCUGAAGGAUUAAGGCAUAUGUCAUAUAUCUACCUGUCUGUCUGUCUGUCUGUCUGACUAGUAUUUGUCAUUUUAAAGUUACAUUUGAAUGUCUGUGGAGCGUGAGUUCCCAGUUACACAUAUAAACCACUUCUGUUAGUUUCUUAUAUGAUUAAAAUUAAGUUGACAUGCCAAGGGAUAAACCAAAUUAAUCACUGGAUCAGCCAUAAGAGAGUUUUAAACUGCCCAUUCUAAUUUUUGUUGUAAAUUUGACCUACUUAUCUGCCCCAUUGGUAUACAGCACAGAACGCAAGCAGAAAAAUCAGUUCAAAUUUUAUUUUUGGGUUUUGGGUUCAUAUUAAAAUAUGAAACAAUGUCUUAUGGUAUUUCUGGAAGUUAUACUAUUUGAAACUAUAUAGUGGCAUUUGUUUGGCUUUUGUGGCAGAAAUGACUUCAAAGUAUUUUUAAGUAUGUAUGUGAUGUGUGGUAGGAUAGAUAGAUAGAUAGAUAGACAGAUAGAUAGAUAGAUAUAUACAUUGAGAGAGAUAUGAUUUUACACAUUACACCAUACAAUAUUGAUUAGCUAGUUAACUAGUGCGAUCAACCCUAAUUUUGAAGAAAUCACAUUUUUUUUUGCACAAGUUUUUUAAUGUAAAAAAUAUGGAUAGGGUCUUGGUAAAUUUACUAUAAUAUUUGACCCUAGCAUAAACCUUUUUUGUGCUCUAAGAUUGCCCAUAUUGCACAUUUAACAUGCUCCUACCCCUUUUAAAAAAGUAAUUAAAAGCUGCUGUGCUAUACCUGCUAAAUCAUUUGUUCAAAAAAAAAAAAAGAUAAAAAAUACGUCUACCUGUUCUAUUUACAGAUAGUAACUGCUCUUUUAUUUACCAGUUUAUAUAUUUAUUUUGUCUAGCCUAACAUAUAUUAUAUAUUGCAUUUAUAAUUUAUUUUAAAAAUUGGUUGAAGCAGCUUUUAUAUAAUUAUUUAAUUUGUUGGUCUUCAAUGCAGUCAUUGCAGCUCAUAAUAUCAAAAAAAUAGUAGCUUAAAGGUGCUAGUAUUGUUUGCUUUGGUGCUUAUACAUGUACAUAAACCUUUGUCAUGCUCAGAAUUACAUCUAGGCUUUUGGCUCACUAAAAUACACAAGACGUAUUUUCCAGCCACUCAUUGGCCUCGUUCAGAAUAGGGGACUAACUAGUCCAAUGGUCAAAUAUGGCCGACCCACUUGAAUACUUCCCCA